GUUCGGCUCCCAACUUCGCUCUGAGUCACACGGUAGGGGCCGAAGCAAGAGGAGACGCAGGCGUUUGGUGGUGGCGGUGUUGGUGGUGUUGGUGGUGGUGUUACCAGCGAUCAUUCCAAAGCAGAUCUCUCAUUCUCGGAGACCACGCCGUGUCAAUCCAGUCCAUCCCAAGCCCGUCGGGAUUCUUCUCGUCCCAACGUGAUCGGACCGGAGUCGGCUUGAAGCUGCCCCAGCACUGACCAAGUCGCGUCCAGUCCAGUCCUGCUGAAUCCAGUCCAGCCAACUCCAACACCAGUCCAGCAGAGUCCAGUCCAGUCCAGCAGAGUCCAGUCCAGUCCAGCCAGGUCCAGCCAUGCUCACGGCACUCACCGCCGACGCCACGAGGGCAUACCAGAACUGGAUCAAGGAUGCAGACCCCCGCGUGGCCGACUGGCCGCUCAUGUCGUCGCCGCUGCUGCAGACGGUGAUCCUGGCGGCCUACGUUUACUUCGUCAAGCGCCUGGGCCCGCGCCUCAUGGAGAACCGCAAGCCCUUCGAGCUCAAGGGCGCCCUCGUCGCCUACAACGCCGCCAUGGUCGUCUUCUCCAUCUACCUGUGCUACGAGUUCCUGAUGUCGGGUUGGGCUACUGGCUACACGUACCGGUGUGACCUCGUCGACUUCUCAAACUCUCCACAGGCCGUCAGGAUGGCGUGGACCUGUUGGCUCUUCUACUUCUCAAAGUUCAUUGAACUUCUCGACACGGUGUUCUUCGUCCUGCGGAAGAGGAAUGCGCAGGUGACGUUCCUGCACGUGUACCACCACACCAUCAUGCCCUGGACCUGGUGGUUCGGGGUCAAGUUUGCUCCCGGUGGGCUGGGCUCCUUCCACGGGAUGGUGAACUCGUUUGUGCACGUCAUCAUGUACAGCUACUACGGACUCGCCGCCGCUGGACCCGCCUACCAGAAGUACAUCUGGUGGAAAAAAUACAUGACCGUCAUCCAGCUGGUGCAGUUCGUGUUGGUGCAGGCCCAUAUCGCCCAGUUCUUCUUCCUCAAGGACUGCCCCUACAACUACCCCAUCUUCCUCUACAUAAUUUUCGUCUACGGCCUCGUCUUCCUCAUCCUCUUCCUCAACUUCUGGUACCAGGCCUACACCAAGGGCCUCCGCCCGCCCAAGAAGCUGGAGGCGGGCGCGGCGGGCGGCGACGGGUACCGCCGUCGCCACGACGACAACCACCACCACCACGUCGCCAACGGCAACGUCACCAACGGGCAGCUCAACGGCAAGCACAAGGCCCAGUGAGGAGGGGGGAGGAGCCCUCCGUGCGGUCGUCGUCGUUACGUGGAAAGUUCCGCGGGCGUGACCGGCUUGAGACUACGAUGACGACGAUGGUGAUGAUGGGCAUGAUGAUGACGACGUUGACGUUAACAGUGUAGAUAAUGGUAAGGGGUGACAAUGACGACGAUGACGACGAUGACAACGACGAUGACGACGAUGACUUUGGUGACAACGAGGAUCGCGGUCACAACCGAUGUGACGAUGAUGUCACUCGGGAGCAGGAUGAUGACGAUGACCGUGACGAUGAGGAUGGCGAUAAGCAUGACAGCAAUGAUGGCGCUGAGGAUGAUGACGACAACGAUGAUAUUGACAAUGACCACAAAGAUUGAGAUGUUUUUUACGACAAUGACGACGACUAUGAAGACGACGUCAAUGAUUACGACAGACGACGACUGAGGCUGACGGCGGCAAUAACGAGGACUGCGAUCGUUAAUGACAAGGUCGACAGCGAUGACCAACAUGACGACGACGAUGAUAAUAAUAAUAAAAACAACGUUGAUAGCGACAAUUGCGUUAAUGACCGGGACUGCGCACGAAGGUAUUGACGACGACGACGAUAGCGAUGGCGACUGCAGAGGAGGUUGUGACCACGAAGUGACGACCACAGUGACGAUGACGAUGGCAAUGAAGAAACGGUGACGACUCCUACCACGACCCAACAACACUGGUGGGGGAGCCGAACAACAACAACCCCCCCACCCCCCCCUAAAUAUUAUUUAUGACGCGCGCCCCGAAACCUCGUCACGGUGUAGAGAGAAGGGACGGGGGGGGGGGGUGCUGGGAUGUGACGCGGGAGGGGCGAGCUGACGAUGAUAACGAGGGCGGGGGGUGCCCGUGCGCGUGUUAACCGUUUGGUGGACGGAAUAAAGAGGUGAUCGCCAGGAUGAAGCGGCAGUGGGUGAGCCCGUGGUUAUUUGCUGAACCGAGGUCGGCGCUCGCGGCUCGCCGUGCGGUCGUACCGGCGUCGACUUGGUCCGAGGUGUCAAGCCUCUCGCUCUUACCCGGCAAUCGUUGAACGCCAUCGCACGACGCCCGCCAAUCGCUCCCUCCUCCACCACCAUCACCACCGUCACCUGCGUGGCUCUCGUGGCAGGUUGGGCUCCAGCGUUGCAGGCCAAGUCGUGGUGGUGGGGAUGGGGUGGGGGUGCACGGCUUAUGCUUGGAAACCGGAAACAAAGCUGAUUUGCCAAAUCGAUUUUGUUUUUGACGCGGUACGUCGCGUGCAAAACGAAUGAGCGGGAGGCGGGGGGGGGGGUGCAGGUCAGAGGUCAUCGUAGCGAUGGGUGGGAUGGCAUGUUGACGUCCCGAGUUAUUUAGAUGUAUUUUUCUCUGUCCAUCGGGAGUUUAGUCGGCUCUGGGUCCGGUGAUCCCAAGAACCGGGUGCGAGAUUAUCCCCUGCGAAAGAUUCCGGGGAAAAAAAAAAAAUAUAGCGGCGGCCGUGCCGCCGUGGCCUCUACCCAUCCCUCGCGCAUCGUCCGCCAAGAAACGUCUCUCCGUCCCUUCGUCUCUGUCCCUCCGUCGCUCUGUGUCUCUGUCCCUCCGUCGAUCCAUCCCCUCCGUCUGUCCGUCCGUCCGUUCGUCCAUCCGUCCAUCCGUCCGGCCAACAACGUCCGAGGUGAGCUCUCGCCCUGCGAUACAAUCGUCUUUUGCGGGCCCGGUGGAUGCUUGGCAAACUUUCUGAGUGUCAGUUUGAUACCCGCAUUCUCCAGAUCGAGGGGCACCAACCCCUCCGCUCCCCCCCCCACCCCACCCCUGUGAAGUUUAAAGUAAAAUUUUGGGGGGGGGGAGUGCGUGACCAGAUUUGUUGAACUUUAUAGACGCAUCGGGCGCAAGUUUUGUACGUGGGUUCGGUCACGCUCUCCGGAGCGUCUUAUGAUGCGGGAGAAUACGGUGAAUGAUAGUCGUGCUGAUAUGAAUUAUAAUAAUGAUAAUUAUAGACAUAUAUGAGCUGGCGGAUGGUUUAAUGGAUGCAAAACUAACACGGUAGAUAUUUUUCUCCCCCCCCCUUACAAAAAUGGUGCUCUUUGUCUGUGCGUCGGUGUCGUCCACUGUGUCGCAGUAUUAGAGGGCGACAUUGCUCGCCCGCCCGCCCAUCAUCGCCCCGCUGGCCGUCGUACGAACCCCACGCUCCGCUCCGCGUGCUGGGGCUGCGUCGUGAACUGAGCCGCUCGCUCACUCACUCGCUCGCCCUCUUGCUCCCUCGCUCACUCGCUCGCUCGCCCUCUCGCUCGCUCGUUCGCCCUCUCGCUCGCUCGUUCAGACGGCGCUGCCGACUCGGCCGCGCCGGUUCUUGAUGUAGAUUUUCUCGACGCAAUUAUUUUUUUCUUUCUUUCAUCGAAGCAGCAACGCGAGCCGCUAGUGCCUCAACGUCGGACGUCGCGCCGAACACGGCACGACCGCGGGGACGUACAGCAGGGAGCUGCACUCGCUACAAAGAAGCGCAAAUCGAUCCGUUCCCGUGCGUGCGCCCGCCAGCAAAUACCAAACUUCGGUGGCGGCGAAAGUUUUGCGAAGUUAUUUCGCGGUCAAUGAAUGAAUAAGGGGGGGGGAGGAGGAGGGGGGGGAGGAGGGUGGGGAGGAGGGGGGGGAGGAGGAGGAGGAGGAGGAGGGGGGGGACCCCCUUGUCAGCGAAUGAAUGAACGAAUGAGGACCUUUGCUUCUUUCUCGACGGUCGCUGCGUUGUUUGACGUCGCUUUGCCGUACGAGUGGUGGGGGCGCGCGGGCGCGAUGCCACCCCCCGCGCAGGCGAGUAGUGGAGUCUCUCUCGACGGAACUCCGCUCCCUUUGCGCACUCGUCACGCGCCUCUCUCCGUUCCGGCGAGUCCCGCCUAACCCGAGCCGGUUAUAGAAGUUACACAUUCCCAUGACGGUGGCGUUUUGGUUUGGGGUUCCGGCUUAAUUUCACGUACACCCCUCCCUCGCCCGACGCACCGCAUCCAGUUGAUACCUCCUCUCUCUGUCUCUCUCUCGCUGUGCCCGUGCCUCCUGCCGCUUGCGCGCCGUCGACCUGCGUGGUGGGGAUAUUCGGUGGGAAGUGAAGCGCGGGCGGGUGACGUUCCAUCUCCUCGGGCCGGGAUCGUGCCGCCGUUCGUUGCCACGGAGACCGUUUCUGCUUUGUAGUUGUUGUUGUUGUGCUGCUGCUGCUUCUUCAUUCUCUCACCUUGUACAAAAUAAAAAACACGAGAAGGAGAGAUGUGGAAGGAGAGACCUGGUGAAUGAGGAGUGAUUAAGUAACCACUUGAAUUUAUAACGCACUCUGGAGGACGCAAGGUGAAUGUGCGAGUGUUUUGUGUGUUGCGGUUCGCGCGCUGGGCUACGAAACCCGACCACCCGGGUUCGAUUCCCGCUCGCGGCCAACGCCACCUAGUGACGAUUAUCUGACCCGGUCCUGGGCCUCCCCUAGGUCGACGUGGCCUCAAAUGAGUACCUGGCGUGGUGUGUAAACAUCGGCACCGGAGAGACGAAAAGUGGCCGGGCGUGGUUCCGGCCACACGACGAACCUCGUUCGCCGGUCUGACAUUGUUGGCCUGACGUGCGUGACUGGACUGGACCUGUGUGUUGGGGAGAUGUCCGCGCGCACGUGCUCACAUCCUGCUGAACUCGGGUUCCACUCGUGGCCACGUCCAAAAAAAAACCUGGAUCGGACCUCCGCGGCGAGGUUGGCUCGGCGCGAAAUCGGCAUCGACCACGCAGCACCGUGGCGCAGCGCGGCGACACCGUGGAACGUAUACGCGCCGGGAAGCCGAAGGUGUCCCGUGUGUCCGUGGUACUGGCCACACACCGCCUCUCCCGCAUGUAUCGUGGCCACCUUAAUUGGUGCUCGCGAACGAAACCUACAACCUCGCCAGCGUAAUUGUGUCCGUCAGGAGUGUGCGCAUUGAGUACCACUUUGUUGAAAGCCAACCGUCGUUGUGCUGUGGAUGGACAUCUUCCCGAGUCACAGGUUCAAAUCCCCGCCUGGGCUUUGACACCGACACCAUCAUCAUCAUCAUUUCGUCGGGAGUUCGUAAAUGAUGUACUACUUUGUGAGACUUCGACAGUAAAUGUCCGGCGGGGGAGAAGAGGCUGUUGUCCCGCUCCGCCGACCCCCGCCAUAGGAAUGUGGAAUUUCCACGACUGAGGCUCUGGGGGCCGCAGCCCCCUCUAAGGCCCCUCCUCUCUGGGCGUCGUCGUCUGUGACCGUUGUGGAAGUGACCACUGGGAGUGUGGAGGGGGAAAUCAAAAGAAAUCGAUGUCGAAAACGGCACCGAUCAUUGUCUCCACGCCCAAUCGAUUAGCCCCCCUCCCCCCGACUCUCCCCCCCCCCACCCCAGGACCUAUGACGUAAGGAUUUGUUGAUGGUCUUGUCUCUCAAGUAUGCUCGCGUCGGGAAUGAGUUAAGGAAGGUGAGAAGAUUACAUAUAUAUAGUUAAAUUAAAUCCAGAUUGCCGACCGGCCUCUGUUCAAUGUCGUGGCACGGGGCAGGCGAGUCGUGUGAAGUCUGAUCACGACGACGGGCAACCUUUGUCAAAUGCCGCCACCCCCGGCCGGGCGUUCGGAAGGUCACGCUCAUGUGGGUGCGUGUGGCGGUGGGGGGGGGUAAAGUGAGGGUAACCCCCCCCCCCGCCGCCCCACCUCUUUCCAGGACGAACUGACUGGCGUGGAAGAGUAGACCAAUGCAAUGCCCUCCCCGAGGUCGAAACUGUCGAGAUCACCUGAGCGGAGAGGCCCGUAACGCCGGCAGCCAGUGGCGCGAGCAGGCAAGUGCAGGGGCUGCACCUUUACCUUCAAAAAAUAAUUGAGAAGCCUCCCCCAACCCCCCCCCCCCCCCAUGGGGGUUCUGUAUGGCGACCCCCCCCCCCCAUCUGUGCCUUCCUAAAAAUGUCAAAUCCCAUGGCCCGAAAAAUAGAUUUUUGGUACCACCUGGGGGUGGUCAAUGCUACCAAUGAUUUUCUUGAAGCUUUGUAUCUCCUAGAUAGCGAAUUAUUUAUGAUAGCAAGGUCGGCGUGGUUUGUUUUUUUGUUCGAGGAAAGACGACGUUGGAGGAGGAAGCGUCCCAGUGUAUCGUUUGAUCGACUUGUUAUAGGCGGGUAAAUCUGAAAUGAAACAUCAUCAUUGUCGGCAUCAUUGUAAGCACAUUUGGUAUCAUAGAGCGAAAUCUGUGGCCAAGGCGCGACGUAUCUCUCGCGCACACACGCGCACAUUCUGCAGGAGCGCAGGGCGAUGUUGUAAUUAGCGGUGGGGUAAUUUUUUGUAUCAAAUGAUAGCAAAAUCUGGCCCGGGACACCUAGCACGCAAUGGGCCCCACUACUGGUUUCUUUUUUCAAAUGUCACGGAAGGGGGUGUGGUGGAGGGAGAGGUGUUGGUCAUUGGCGUUUACUGUGAGUUGAGCAGACGGCGCAUAGCCGCAGCAGCAGCAGCAGCAAACGCAGUUUUACGAGUUAAUACGUCUGCAGUAUUAACCGGUGCGGCUUGCUGGAUGCGAACCGCCAACCUCUCUGCAACAGCAAGCGGGGCGAAUGCUUCGACCGUUUCGCACGACCGCUGUGGCCGCUCCCGCUUAACGGGACGGUAUGAAAAGGAAUAUAUUGAGUUGCGUGCGCGCGUGUGUGCGUGUGUACAUAUGGAACGCAAUCUUCCGAAUGAACGCUCGGCUUUCUUCUGCCCAUGGUGGAUUCUGGUAGCGAUUCCCCCCGAGUGGUACCGACUAACCUCCCCCCCCGCCUACCCACCUUGCUUCUGCUUGGCCCAUGCUGUUGCUGUUCAUUUGUCGUGUCUGCAUCGGCACGCGUUGACUGACUGGCACGCGUUGAUUGGCACGGAUUGACUGGCGCGUUGACCGGCACGCGUAGAAUGACUGGCACGUGUUGACCGACCGGCACGCGUCGACUGUCACGUGUCAACUGUCACGUGUCGAAAUCAACGCGUCAUCAACGCGUUGACCUCAACGCACCGUCAGGUUACACGAUAACUUGAUCUAACAUUCUUACUUUUAUAAUAUAAAAAAACGAGGAAGAUAUUGUUUCACUCAUUAUUUCCGUCGUCCGUCUGGUAAAGAAUAAUAGUAAUACAAUUAAAAAAAUGGAUGCAUAAA
Molecule: messenger RNA, 7391 nt
Organism: Lethenteron reissneri (Far Eastern brook lamprey)
Lineage: Eukaryota; Metazoa; Chordata; Hyperoartia; Petromyzontiformes; Petromyzontidae
Gene: ELOVL7
Product: ELOVL fatty acid elongase 7
Biological process (GO): fatty acid elongation, monounsaturated fatty acid; sphingolipid biosynthetic process; fatty acid elongation, saturated fatty acid
Cellular component (GO): endoplasmic reticulum membrane
Molecular function (GO): fatty acid elongase activity
Source: RefSeq, a predicted model, not a curated record